Messenger RNA from Boeremia exigua, 970 nucleotides. RefSeq names its product alginate lyase 2. The coding region runs from base 142 to 912 and encodes 256 amino acids. The record is from RefSeq and is a predicted model, not a curated record. The transcript has a single exon. NCBI's taxonomy places the organism in Eukaryota, Fungi, Ascomycota, Dothideomycetes, Pleosporales, Didymellaceae.
AUCAACAACAUCAACAAAAUCAACAAAAUCAACAAAAUCAACAAAAUCAACAAAAUCAACAAAAUCAACAAAAUCAACAAAAUCAACAAAAUCAACAAAAUCAACAAAAUCAACAAAAUCAACAAAAUCGACGAAAUCGACAUGGCACCAAUCAAGGACUCAAUCGUUGCAAUUGUUCUACUCUUCGUCGCAACAGCUGUCGCUGCACCGUUUCCAGGCGCUUCUACCAAUGCAAACGAUCCCUCCUGCGCACCCGGAGGAAACUUCGACUUGAAAUCGUUCAACCUGCAGCUGCCCACUGGUAGCGCCGGCAAAGUUGACCAAAUCACUGGCUCCAAGCUCUCCGGAUGUGAUGGCUGGUCAUCAUCAAAAUACUUUUACACCUCUCCGUCCGGUGCCUUGGUUAUGAAAGUGCCUUCGCGCUCUGAAUGCGUAACCACGCCGAACAGCAAGCACUGCCGUACCGAGCUGCGAGAAGCCUCACCAAGGUCUUGGGACCCCAAGAAGAAUGUGAAUCUUCUGAAAGCAAAACUGUCGGUGCCCAAGCCAGACAACUCAAAGUACGGCACCGUGGUUGGGCAGGUGAAGGUCGACGACAGCAUCUCAAAGAAACCCGUAGCGGAGCUGUUCUACAAUCGCUCCGGCACAUUGACCAUCGGUGUUUCCCAGAUUCCGGAUGUCAGCAGCCUCAAGAUGACUGAAGUGGGGCGUGUCGACGUGGGCAAGACUUUUCAAUAUGAACUGAGGUACGAAGGAGGUAAGCUCAGCCUGCAGAUCGACGGUGGAGAGAAGAAGAUCAUGAGCAUUGGGAAGCUGAGUAGCCCAAAGAGCUACUUCAAGGUCGGCAAUUACAACCAAGGAAGCGAGCCGAGCGAGGUGGUUUUCUACGACAUUAAGGUCACGCAUGGCUGAGGUCCAUUGUUAUGGUGAGGAGAAUAAUCGCUCUGGUAGCGAUCAGGUUGUUUUUGUA